Schistosoma curassoni is the source of this 533-nucleotide messenger RNA. The record is from the annotation of a GenBank genome assembly. NCBI's taxonomy places the organism in Eukaryota, Metazoa, Platyhelminthes, Trematoda, Strigeidida, Schistosomatidae.
AUGUCAUUAGUCCGUCUUACCUCCUGUCCAGCUGCCACUUUUAACCGGUUUUUUUCGCUCAUAUAUCGAAGUCCCAAAAACUAUACUUUGUGUUCUCACAGGGUUUUGUAUGACAGAGUUUUGGUUUCCAGAAAACUUUCUCAGAAAGCCGAGGUUAUUGGUCCUGAAGUCACAAUAAAAACCCAUAUAGAUGGGUCUCGUCCAAAAUUUAUAGUCACGUAUGACGAGUUAAGCUCGCAGCUUUCGAAAGGAACUGUCCAGCUGUUUGAUGUAAGAAGUGGAGAUGAUGUGGAGUCCACUGGCAGGAUCCCGGGUUCCGUUAAUAUACCCCCUCUUAUUCUCAGUGACAGUGAGUUUCUUCAGAAAUAUGGCGUAUCAAAGCCGAAGACGAGCGACAAUAACAUAAUAUUUUAUGGAUUGUCGGAUGUGUCAUCAGCAAGUGCCUGUGAAAUAGCCCACAGUAUGGGCUAUAAAAGGUUUGCUUUGUAUAUAACUGAUUUUGCAAAAUGGUUCUCAUUCGCUGAGUUUAUUGA